Molecule: messenger RNA, 2094 nt
Organism: Auanema sp. JU1783
Lineage: Eukaryota; Metazoa; Nematoda; Chromadorea; Rhabditida; Rhabditidae
Source: the annotation of a GenBank genome assembly
AUGCCAAGUGUAUGUGUGCGGAGUGUUUCUCCGCGUAAUACACUGCCUAGACCCACUCCGAGGAAGAAAGCUAUGAAGAAAGUUGUUCCACCAGGAGCUUCCCCUGGUCAGAAAAGAAUCGAAAAGGGAUCUCUCGAGUGUGAUGAUUUGGCCACCCCGCGCUCGUCAACAUACGAUGUGAGAGAACCUGAAACGUCUUCAUCACUAACAUCAUCUAUGGUACAGGAAAGUCGUGACUCGUCUAAUCCUUCACCAAGUGAAGCUAGAGAUGUAGUUACGGACUUUGUAGCUCCUAAGCAAUUCCGUUGUGUUGCCAAAUCGACGAAAGCGAAGCGUCUUCGUUUUUACCGAAAUGGAGAUCAGUAUUUCAAGGGUAUAACCUAUGCUCUCCACACAGAUCGCAUACGUAGUAUGCAACCUCUUAUGGAAGAUUUGACACGGACCAUGGGCGAUUCUCAAAAUCUGCCUCAUGGUAUUCGGCACAUACUUUCCAUUGAUGGACAGUUCCGUGUGACGGAAAUUGAUCAAUUUGAGGACGGAGAGUCUUAUGUCUGCUCAAGCAAUGAAACUAUCAAAUCUAUGGACUACACGAAAGCCAAAGAACCUUCGUGGUGUUUUACCCUCUCAAGGCCCAGCAAGAUUAGCGACUCAAGUUUGUUAGGCUUGGAACCUCGCGAGGCCGAACCAACUGAUUUCGUUGAGCCCCGUAUCAUCACAGUCAUUCGCAAUGGUGUGAAACCCAGAAAAGUAGUCAGACACUUAUUGAACAGGAGAAGUGCAAGGUCUUAUGACCAAGUAAUGCGAGACCUGACAACUGUAGUUAAGCUCGAUAGCGGAGCUAUACGGAAGCUGUUUGAUCUAUCCGGAAGACCUGUUUUGUCUUUACGAGAUUUCUUUCGUGACGAUUAUGUGUUUAUUGCUUAUGGAAAUGAGAAACAUAGCGCUGAUGAUUUCUAUGUUAUUUCUGAAGAGUAUAAAAGUUUGGGAGUCAAUAGAAGUAAAAUCCCGUUGAGAAGACGAGUGAUGCCUAAUAGGAACGAAAGCUUACGUGAUGAUCGUUGUGGUUCAGUGAUUCCAGAUGAACUAGCGAGACAUUUGCCUGAUGAAUUGAAUGGUCUUUUUGACAUUCUUCAGCUUUUAGGGGACGGUAAUACUGCUUUAGUAUAUGAAGUAAUGGAGAGAGCUUCUUCUGAACGGAAAGCUCUGAAAAUUAUCUCUCGAGAGAAUACAAUCGGAAAAGAGAGUCUCAUAGAGAGUGAAUUGGCCAUAAUGAAGAAGAUUGAACAUCCUUAUAUUGUGCGAAUGUUUGACGAUUGGUGUAUUAAUGGAUCUCAUUAUUUAUCGCUAGAGUUAGUUGAGGGUGGGGAUCUUUUCGAAUAUUUACGAAGAGCACGUCGAAUGACUGAACGACAAACAGCCGGCCUCACAAAAUGUUUAUGCGAAGCUUUAGAUUAUCUCCAUGAACGAAACAUUGUACACCGCGAUGUGAAGCCGGAAAACUUGAUCUUAUACUGGAAAUCUGAUAGUGAAAUGGAGUUGAAAUUGGCCGACUUUGGUUUAGCUACAGAAAUGCCCUCAGAUGGUUCUUUACUCUCAGUAAUUUGUGGUACACCUACUUAUGUAGCUGCAGAAGUCCUCACUGGAACAGGAUACGACGAGAAAGUUGAUAUUUGGGCUACUGGUAUUAUUCUUUAUGUCAUGUUAGGUGGCUUCCCUCCAUUCCAUAGUAGUGAUGGAUCCCAAGAAGAGUUAUUCCGACAAAUUGUUCGAGGAAAAAUCGGAUUUCCUUCUCCAGCCUUCGAUAAUAUAUCUUGGUCUGUUAAAGACUUAAUUUUGAACCUGGUGAAUAUUGAUUAUACAACCCGCUUUUCAGCAGACCAAAUACUCAAUUCAAAAUGGAUUCAGACAUUAGGUGAUGUGCCUUCCGAACUAGAAAUGAUGGCUGAACUAAGCGUCCAAGCUAGAACAGAAGAAGAGGUUUAUGUUGAGGAAACAGAGCGCGAGUUUUAUAUGUCUCGUCGAGCCUCUAUGGAUGAGUUGAGCGAAAGUGGCGCAAUAGACUUUGACUAUGAGUUCACUCGGCAUUACAGUUAA